This is a messenger RNA of Spodoptera frugiperda (fall armyworm), 1894 nucleotides long. RefSeq lists its product as uncharacterized. Gene Ontology annotation, cellular component: neuron projection membrane. The coding region runs from base 392 to 1714 and encodes 440 amino acids. The transcript is spliced from 8 exons. Gene Ontology annotation, biological process: synapse organization. Lineage: Eukaryota; Metazoa; Arthropoda; Insecta; Lepidoptera; Noctuidae. The record is from RefSeq and is a predicted model, not a curated record.
UAAAGACACCCCAGUGCGUUUUCGUACAUCGUUGCGAACGGUCGGUUACCGGAGCUCCUGAUUUAGGGAGAUCGCGUUAAAAUUUUAGCUCGAAUGCGGUGCGAUUAAGUACGUUCGGAAGAAAUGUGAUGAUUGAUAAAAUGUUAAGAUAUGUGUAGCGUGUUUUGAAUUAAUUAAUUUAGGAACUUAAUUUCGAAUUGUUAAGUGUUAAAUUGCAGUGACAGAGUGUGUGUGGAAGGAAAUAUUUUUGUAGUGGAUUUUUAAAAGAAUGCAACACUCCAUAAACCUCGAAACAGUGAACAGAAGAAGAUAACAGUGCCUAAAAUGACUAUUAAUUUAAGUAUACCAUGUGAAAUACUACAAAUGUGACCACAGAUCCAGUGCCAAAACAAUGCUUUGCUGUGGAGAACUCAAACUACUCUACGCCACUAUAAUUCUGUUACUAGAAGCCGAGUUGCUAGUGAAUACGGGUGCUAUGGAGUCGAAGAGGUCUUCCAUUUUGGUUUCACAGAAUGCGGACGAUUUGAAGUCGUUGGAGCUUUGCACUACAAGGAAUCAGCAACGGCUUGGUAGCGUGUUUGGGAACUUCACGAGACAUCACAAAAAAGGUCACAGAAGAAGAACAACAACUACAUCACAAGCCCCAACCACAGUGAACUUCUCAACAAUAAGCGGAGAAGAUCCGACAGAGUAUUACACCACUACGGAAUAUGUCCUCACCACAUAUCCUAAGUUACCAAAACCACUGCGCCUCACCUCCCUAUUAGAUAAAGAAUACAAUGAUGAUGUACAUAAUAUAAAUAACAUUAUAGAUGAAGUAACUAUAGGUAGAGGAAGACACAGUAAACACGAUAGAAUAACUGAUAAAGAAAUUUUAAAAGAACUAGAUGAAACAACACUAUCUAAAUCAAUGAAUAAAGUUAAGAAAAUGUAUAGAGAUUCAGCUGGUUCGACCGUUAAUAAGUUAAGUGGAAAAGUCAGUAAAGCUGGUAUAUUUUUGACUGAAAACUGUACAACAGUUAUAGCUCAAAUAGGUACGACGGCGAUACUGCACUGUGAAGUUAGUGAUAUCACCGAAAACACGGUAACGUGGAUACGAAGAAAAGACUACUCCUUGCUGUCAGUCGGUCUCGUGACCUACAGUGCUGACAGCAGGUUCUUCUCAGCUCAUGGGAGGCAUGUGAAGGACUGGGCGUUACACAUACGGUUCGCCACAUCAGCAGAUGCUGGCUACUACGAGUGCCAGGUCCCCACACACCCACCUACCAGUAUCUUCUUCAAGCUCGUCCUUGUCGCGGCGUACGCGGAGAUAGUGGGCGAGUCAGAGAAGAUCAUUCAUGAAGGUUCGAUGCUGAGGCUCGUGUGUGUCGUCAAGCGAUCCACUGAGCCGCCAUCUUACGUCUUCUGGUACUUCGAGAACAGAAUGAUCAACUACGAUUUGAAUGGCGUGAGUGUCCACAAUGGGCGGCAGACAAGCGAGCUGGUCAUUGGAAAGGCGGAGCCGCGCCAUGCCGGAAACUAUACUUGCGUGCCUGCUAAUGCAAAGGCAGCUUCUGUGACCGUUCAUGUUGUUCAAAGUGAAACACCAGCCGCAAUGCAACAUGGAAACAACUCUUCAGCGUCAAAUUCACAAACACAUUUACUGACCCAUCUCCUGGUGGCCCUGAUCGGUCUGAGGAUGAUCUUCCUACAAAACCAUCAGGAAUUUGGAUAACGUUGCUUGUAUUUUAAAGUUAAUUAAGUAAAAAAUGUCAUUGUAAUUAAUUUUCUAUGUAUAAAGUAAAUACUCUCUGAUGUUGAUCGUUUUCAGCUGUAGAUAGGUUGAAAGGAAUUGUGUAAAGUGCAUUAAUGGUAAAGAGCCACGUCAAUAUACUCCAGUAUGUCAUAUUUUGUU